Entamoeba nuttalli P19 is the source of this 2142-nucleotide messenger RNA. RefSeq lists its product as hypothetical. Lineage: Eukaryota; Evosea; Mastigamoebida; Endamoebidae. The record is from RefSeq and is a predicted model, not a curated record. Bases 1 to 2142 code for a protein of 713 amino acids. The transcript has a single exon.
AUGUUAAUUCCUCUUUUCAUUGCAAUUGCUUCUGCAUUUACUUGUGAUUCUCUUAAUGCAAACACACUUUAUAGUCCAGAUGAAGCCUUUGAAUGUAUUGAAUCAAUUCAAACAACCGAAGAGUUUAACACUAAAUUACUUGGAGAUAUUACGACUUUAUUUGAAACAUACGUUUACAAAGACAUAGUUAAAAAUCCACCACAACCAUCAAUUGAUUCUAAUUACUUUACAUCAGUAGAUAUAGAUGAACGUUUAAAAUCCAUUAAUGUUAAACAAACACAACUUUAUUCAUUUUAUCAAGACAUUCAAAGGUUAUUCUUUGAUAUUCAUGAUCUUCAUCUUUCUUUUUCACUCGAAUCUAGUGAAAAUAAUACAUACGUCUUUGAUUAUUUUUAUUAUUAUCUUCCAUUUAAUUUUAAUAUUGAAAGAGAUAAAAAAGUUUAUUUAAGUCCAAGUAAUGUUCAUGUUAAUUAUAGUAUUCCGGAAAUCUUUGAAAAGAACAAAAAUAUUGAAGUAUUAUCUAUUAACGGUGAACCUCCUCUUAAUUUCAUUAGAAAAUAUGGAAAUGAACAUACAGGUCUUAAAUCACCACAUGGAAGAUUUACUUAUGCUCUUGAAUCAUUUAACUUUGGUAGUUUGGCAUCAAAUCCAUUGACUAAAGAAUUCUUUAAUACUCCAAUUGAGAUUAAAUGGUCUGAUGAUUCAAGUGUUAUUGUCUCAUAUAAAUUACUUUAUCUUCCUACUAGAUUUUUAUCUAAAAGAGCACAAACAGCACUUAAUUUAAGAAGACAAAGAAAAGUAUUUUCUCCAAUCAAACCACAUGAUUUAUUCCCAGAACUUAAACAGUCAUCUAAAAGCGAAUUUGAUUUAGAAACUUCAUUUUCAAGUUUAGCAUGUAAAACAUAUAAAGAAGAAAAUAGAAGUAUUAAUUUGUUAGUAUUACAAACAUUUUAUCCAAGUCCUUUGGAAGAGGAUGAAUUUUUUGAAGUAUUUGAAAAGUGUAUACAACAAUUUGAUUCAAAUAAUUAUCCUAUUACUGUUAUUCUUCCAUUAAAUGGAGGAGGAUAUACUGACCUUGAAAGUAACUUUGAAAAUGUUUUAGCACCACAUGCUGAUACUUCUUUUAUUGGAAGUGUUAGAGUUAGUGAAGGAACAGAAAAUUGUCUAAAAUUUGGUUAUGCUAGUUUGUUUGCUGACCCAACAAAUUGUUCUGUUAGAUUUGAUGAACCUCUCCUUUCUAGAAAACCAAUUGGUUCAUGGUAUUCUGAUCCAAUUAUUGAUCAUUAUGGUGAUGUUGAACAUAAAAGAAGUCAACCAUCUCUUGCUCCACCACAACAAAUGCUUGCUUCAAGAUUAGUAAAUAAUCCAAGAAAACCAACAGAUAUUGUUGUAUUUACAGAUGGUUUUUGUUAUUCUGCAUGUUCAUUAUUAACUAAAGGAUUAAGAGAAAAAGGAAAUGCUAUUAUUGUUGGAUUUGAAGGUGAUCCUGAAAAAGAAAAUUCAUUUUUUGAUGCUGGUCAAUCACCAACAUUUGUUAUUGAAGACAUUAAUACUUUAACACCAGAAGCUUUUGAUUUACAUACGUAUGGAGGUUCAAUGCAAAUAUCUUUCUUUGAAACUUACAGAUUUAAAUAUGAUUAUAAUGAAACUAUUCCAAGAGAAUUUUUACUUGACCCAAUCAAUGAACGUUCAAAUCUUUAUAGUUAUAAAGAGUCAAUGAUUGAUUCUUUUGCUGAUGAAGCAAUUCAAAUUAUUAAUAAAUAUAAAAAUGAAUGUGAUAGUAAUAAUAAAAGACUUGUAAAAGUUGAUAUUGCUUGUGAUAAAGAAAUACUCAUUGAACAUGCUCAUGGUGGGUAUGAAUGUGGUGAUGAUAAUAAAUGGACAAAGAAAUGUGUUGCUUCUUAUUGUGACGAUGGGUUUAAAUUUGAUUAUGAAAAUCAAAAAUGUAUUAUUGAUGUAUGUUAUUCACAAGAUGAUUCUCAAAGUGAUAACGAUGAUCAUUCUUUCAAUUAUUGGAUUGUUAUUUCCUUUGGAAUCUUAGCUAUACUCAUUUUAAUAAUUGCAUUAGCAAUAGGAUUAACUAUUGUUAUUAUUUCUUAUAGAAAAAUGAAAGCAAAAUCAAAAUACAAUGCCUUCGAAUAA